AGGGAGGGAGCGGGGGGGCGGGGCGUUAAUAAAAAGCGCGACAGCUCUCCGGGAGCUUCACUCUGGUGGAGGAAAGUGAGCAAGGAGGGUCGGUAGACGUGGCACCAAGUGACACCCCCCCUGUAUUUACCAACAACAGGCUGCCUUGUCCAUCACCCGUACCGUCCGAGCACACGACCUCGCUUCCGAGAGCACUCCCCCCCCUCUACCUCGACUAAUAAAUGCCAAGAGGAAAAACGAAAGAGCCAACCGCCAAGCAUCGCCGCUGCGAAGUGGAGAGAAACGGUCGGACGAACACGUAAAAGGGACGAAAGCAACGCACGGAUCGCCGCCGUCGCCGUUUCUCAAUGCAUACCCUUUGUGCCCGGGGUACGAUGAAGCCAGAGAUCACCGCCGCCGUGGGAUUUCUUUCGAGAUUUCUGCGGGUGAAAGGACACGUAAACGAUCGACAGGUCCAAACGUUCAACCAAAGCUUACAGGACAUUUUGUCAGAGCAAUACAAGCACCACUGGUUCCCAGACAGGCCCUGCAAGGGAUCAGGUUACAGAUGCAUCCGCAUCAACCACAAGAUGGACCCUCUGGUGGGGCAGGCGGGCCAGCGCAUCGGCCUGACCAUCCAGCAACUCUACUCGCUGCUGCCCAGUGAGCUCACGCUCUGGGUGGACCCCUUCGAGGUGUCCUACCGCAUCGGCGAGGACGGCUCCAUCUGCGUCCUGUACGAGUCGCAGCCCUGCCCCGUAGGAAUGCCGGUGAUGGCCACCGCCAGCUCCUCCUCAGGAAACGGCGGGAUGGGGGGCCCCAUGGUGGACAGUCACAUCAGCUGCAAGGAGGAAAUGAUGGUGCUGGGCAGAACCAGUCCCUCCAAAUCCUACAAUAUGAUGACUGUGUCCAGUUAAAGAGGCACACCGUCGCCCCGGCCUACUUUUGUUCUGGGUCACGUCGUGGCUGGUCCGAUUGUCUGAUCCGAUCAGCGAGCCUUUUUGAAGCUAAGAAUAUGAAAUGAAAUAGUGAAAGAAGAAAAAAAAGAAAAAGGAAAAAAAACAGAGGAUGUGGCCUAUCGUCCAGGUGAUGGAAACCUUGUAGGUUUGAUAUUUUUGACCCCCCCCCCCCCCAUUAUCAUCUGUUCUGUUGUCAUUGGAUCAGCUGGGCACUUUUUUUUAGGAGAGGCUUUGUGGAAAUGGAACAGUUGGGGCAGCUAAACAACAACCAACCAACCAGGAACCCCCACGGAGAUGGGCUCCUCCCCCUCCCUCGACUUUAAACGACAUGGUGAUCAGCUCCAUCUCUGAAGGGGCUGUCAUUGACUUUGCACUUUGACUUUACUUUGAGUUACUAUGGGUUCAUGUUCAACACGCCAUCGCAAAACACCAAAACCUAAAUUGUAAGGAAUUUUUUCCUUUUUUAAAUAUCAGGAACAACCCCAUGAAUUAAAAAAAAAAAAAAUCCUGAGCUUUUUUUCUCCAAUAAACUCUUUUCACUUGUUUUGUUUCCUGGGCGGGGGAGGAAGUUGAGGUUUAGACUGAAGCCUUUCACAAGCUCAAGGUAAAGAAACACCCCAUGAGAGCAUCUCUAUUUUCUAUAAGACCCCCUUUUUGGACCACAGGAAAUUAGUUUUCUUUAUCCUGUAGCUUGAAAAAGGCUUUCAGUCUUCACAUUGCCCCCCUCGCAUCAACAAAGAGCCUCAGAAAACCUUCAUCUCGGCGUAUCAAAGUGGAAUGUGUUAUGACACCUGUUACCUGUGGAUACCAGUGUGUCCUGUUGCACUGUCGCCCUCCCAUCACCCACGUGUGUGUGUAGCUUCCCGGGGGAGGGCAGGGGAUCCGUCUCCUGCCCCCCUCCCCUUAGUUAACGAAUGUUGUUGAAAAUCACAAUCCAGUUCCUGUGUUGUUAUUGUUGCCCAGUUUUCCUCCAACCACUUGGUCAUCUCCCGCGUCGCCAAAAAACUCGAAGUGUAGCAAAAGGGGAGGGGGCUAUUUGACCCCAAUCUUGGUCACGUGGCCCUGUUAGAAUUGACGUUGAAUGCACUUUGACGUGAGAUUGUGUGGGAUGUGUACUUUGGAGAGAAAAUCGCCUGCAUUCCAUCCAUUCGAAUGUCAUCUUUUCACGCCGUUUUUAUCGCCCCCUCCCACUUAUAACCGUUUGUUCAUACUGUAGCUCCUACGUCGGGGUAGACUAAUUAAUAUCUAUUAAAUCGGGAGUGUGCGACUCUGGAAUUCAAAACAUGUUUUUUUUUUUUUAUUACACUGUAUUUGUGAACAUUUCAAGAGCUUGUUGAUUUGGAGAGUAUCGUAGGUGGUGUGUUAGAAACGUUCUGUCAUCCGUUCAUAUGGCACUGUUUGCUCUGGCAGGAAGCAGAGAUGCGCUGUUUCUGCCCCUCCCACCCCCAAGACGCACAGAUGGACAUUUGUGUUGCGGAGAGAAGAGGGAGAAAGAAAAGAAAAGUUAGACUAAAAGGUCUGGACUAAGUGAUGACUGUGAGGCCAAAGGGAGGUCUGGAGCGCCGACUGUUAGGAGAUUAAUUUGAAUUUGCCAUUAAAACAACACCAGGCCUU
This is a messenger RNA of Pseudoliparis swirei, 2552 nucleotides long. RefSeq names its product B-cell translocation gene 1, anti-proliferative (gene btg1). NCBI's taxonomy places the organism in Eukaryota, Metazoa, Chordata, Actinopteri, Perciformes, Liparidae. Gene Ontology annotation, biological process: negative regulation of cell population proliferation; negative regulation of mitotic cell cycle. The record is from RefSeq and is a predicted model, not a curated record. Gene Ontology annotation, cellular component: cytoplasm; nucleus. The transcript is spliced from 2 exons. The coding region runs from base 348 to 896 and encodes 182 amino acids.